This is a messenger RNA of Rangifer tarandus platyrhynchus (Svalbard reindeer), 366 nucleotides long. The record is from the annotation of a GenBank genome assembly. Lineage: Eukaryota; Metazoa; Chordata; Mammalia; Artiodactyla; Cervidae.
AUGGUGGCUCAGACUGUAAAAAAAUCUCCUGCAAUGCAGGAGACCUGGGUUCAAAGCCUGCAUGAGGAAGAUCCCCUGGAGAAGGGAAUGGCUGCCACUCCAGUGUUCUUGCCGAAAGAAUCCCAUGGACAGAGGAGCUGGGCAGACUAUAGUCCGUGGGCUCCCACAGAGUCGGACACUACCGAGCGACUAACACCUUCUCCUUCCUCUUUGUGCCAUCCGAACAAGAAGGUCUUCUGUGUUCACAGAAGAGCUCUUGGGAGAGGUCACUGCAGUGGUUUCUGUCGAUCACCACCCCAGCAAACGCAGCUUUCCUUGCGGGAAAAGCCCCAGCACCCCAGUGAGAGGCGCGUGUUCUUCCUCUGA